CGGUGCGACGCGUGUCCUUGGGCUGGGUGCCAUGGACGCCUUCAUCCGCUUCACUAACCAGACCCAGGGCCAGGACCGACUCUUCAGAUGGGAGGUGUUAAUAGCUUUGCUCAAGAGCAAUUGGAUUUGUUUCCUCUGGACGAGACGCUCACUCAGCAGCCUGGGCUCUGUGGCACCGAGACAGCAUCAGCUGGAGUGAGUGUGGGGGUCCCGAGACAACCUUACCUGGUUGGUUUCUGAGAAGUAAAGAAGUCGAGGCUUGAAGAGCUCCAAUGGCAGUCAACAAGGGCCCCACCUUGCUGGAUGGAGACCUCCCUGAGCAGGAGAAUGUGCUGCAGCGGGUCCUGCAGCUGCCGGUGGUGAGCGGCACCUGUGAGUGCUUCCAGAAGACCUAUGCCAGCACCAAGGAAGCCCACCCCCUGGUGGCCUCUGUAUGCAAUGCCUACGAGAAGGGUGUGCAGGGCGCCAGCAGCCUGGCAGCCUGGAGCAUGGAGCCAGUGGUCCGCAGGCUGUCCACCCAGUUCAUAGCUGCCAACGAACUGGCCUGCCGAGGCCUGGACCACCUGGAGGAAAAGAUCCCCGCCCUCCAGUAUCCUCCUGAAAAGAUCGCCUCUGAGCUGAAGGACACCAUCUCCACCCGCCUUCGCAGCGCCAGGAACAGCAUCAGCGUGCCCAUUGCCAGCACUUCAGACAAAGUCCUAGGGGCCGCUCUGGCUGGCUGUGAGCUCGCCUGGGGGAUGGCCAGAGACACUGCCGAGUACGCCGCCAACACCCGAGCUGGCCGGCUGGCCUCUGGAGGGGCCGACUUGGCCUUAGGUGGUGUUGAGAAGAUGGUAGAGUUCCUCCUCCCUCCAGCCAAUGAAGAGUCAGCCCCUGCCCCAGGACUCCAGGAUGCCCAGAAACCUCCCAAGGCCAAGCCGAGCCUCGUGAGCAGGGUUGGAACCCUGGCCAACACUCUCUCUAGACACACCUUCCAGACCACAGCCCGGGCACUGAAACAGGGCCAGGCCCUGGCCAUGCGGAUCCCAGGUGUGGCGCCUCUGAGCAGCCUGGCCCAGUGGGGCGCGUCAGCGGCCAUGCAGGUGGUGUCGCGGCGGCGGAGCGAGGUGCGGGUGCCCUGGCUGCGCAGCCUCGCGGCCGCCCGGGAGGAAAAUCACGAGGACCACACGGACACUGAGGGGGAGGAGACCGAGGAGGAGGAGGAGGAGGCCGAGGAGAGCAAGCUCAGUGAGGGAGCAGCCCUGCCCGGCCCGCAGGGCCUCCUGGGCAGCGUGGCGCACACCCUGCAGAAGGCCCUCCAGAGCACCGUCUCAGUCGUGAUGUGGGCACCGGCGGCUGUGCUGGCCACGGCGGGGAGGAUGCUGCACCCCACGCCGGCCCAGGCCACUUCCUCAAGCAAGGGCAGGGCCAUGUCCCUGUCCGACGCCCUGAAGGGUGUUACUGACAACGUGGUGGGCACAGUGGUGCACUACGUGCCGCUCCCCAGGCUGUCGCUGAUGGAGCCCGAGAGCGAAUUCCGGGACAUCGACAACCCUCCGGCUGAGACCGAGUGCCGGGAGGCGGAGCGCAGAGGGUCCGGGGCGCCGCCCGCCUGCCCGGAGCCCGCCCCGCGCCCUGCGCCGCCUCGCGGCAGCCUGCGGAGCACUCGGGGCCCGAGCGCGGAGGAACGGGUGGACGCGGCCACCUUGCCGCGCGCCACCUUCCCGGCCAUGCCCCGCGAGAAGCCCACGCGCCGGGUUAGCGACAGCUUCUUCCGGCCCAGCGUCAUGGAGCCCAUCCUGGGCCGAGCGCAGUACAGCCAGCUGCGCAAGAAGAGCUGAGCCGCCUGCUCACCGCCCUCCUGGCCCGGCGCUCUCCCAGCCCCGGGCCAGGCCGCUGUCGCCAGCAGACAAACAGAACCUACGAAGAAGUGAGCGUUGGUUUCCUCAAAGUAGUCCCUUUGGGUCCCAAGCUUUGAUCCUAGGAUGAUGCCAAGACACAUCUUUUGAGCAUCCUUUUUGGGCUUAGCUGUCAGAGUCCAUUUUUCAGAAACAUCAGAGUAGCAGUCUGCUUUGAUUAUAGGCCUUGGUUUUUUUUUAUUUUUUUACUAAAAGAUUAAUUGCCUAACUUAUCUCUCACUUCUUUCACCAAACUUGUGGCCCACUGAUAUUUAACUGUUUCCAAUAUUUACAUCCAUCCUCUGUAGACAAAUAUUUGCUACCAGUGAGUAACGUGUCACCACGCCAAGUGUUCAAGCAGGCGAUCCUGACACAUUUUCAAGCCCCAAAUGCAGAGAGUCCUGUGAGUACACAGGCUCUCAGCUGACUCCUUUGAAGGGAACAGCUUGCGUGUGUGCUAAGUCGCUUCGGUCGUGUCCGACUCUUCACGACCCCAUAGACUGUAGCCCGCCCAGCUCCUCUGUCCAUGCGAUUCUCCAGCAAGAAUACUGGAGAGGGUUGCCAUGCCCUCCUCCAGGGGAAUCUUCUGGACCCAGGAUUGAUCCCGUGUCCCUUAUGUCUCCUGCAUUGGCAAGCGGGUUCUUUACCACUAGUGGCACCUGGGAAGCGCCUAGAUAAAUAUUAGCGUCGUUUUCUGAGUACCCUGCCCUCUUCACAGGCUGUCCUAGCCUGUGCUCUGUAGCGCCACCUUUCUGUUCCUAGCUACAUUGCCAUUUGCACCGUUAUGAUUUUACACCUAAAUGUUCACUCUUCCUUCCACGUUUUGAGUGCUGGCGCCCCCAGUCCUGGGAGACAAUACAGGUUAGUUAUAUAAACAAUAUAUAUAGAAUCUAUGGCGCGUCCCCCAGUGGCUCAGUGAGAAAGAAUCUACCUGCAGUGCAAGCGAUACAGGUUUGGUCCCUGGGUCGGGAAAUCCCCUAGAGUAGGAAAUGGCAGCCACUCCAGUAUUCUUGCCUGGAGAAUCCCAUUGACCAAGGAGCCUGGCGGGCUACAGUCCGUGGGGUCACAGUCAGACAUGACUGAGGGACUGAACAACAGAAUAGACCCUAUAGCCACAGUUCAUUCCCAAACCUAUUUUUGAAAACGUUAAUAUUUGGCACAUUUAGAAAUGCAUGCGUAUAAUUAAAAUUUAAACAUUGCAAAAGGGUGUGUGCUUUCCUCCCGGAGUCCCCUGGUUCCCCUUUCCCAGACAGUCUUGGCAGCAGUCUUGUGUGCCCUUUCCAUCACAGACUGAGGGUGCACAAGCGCACGUGUAUACCCACCCCACUCCGUUCAUACACGCUGUGGGGUGUUAUACUCACUGCUGUUUCACUCAGCAAUACAUCUUAGAAAUCUUUUUGUAAGCAGUAUUGUAAACCCUCCUUGCUCUUUUUAACAGCCACAUAGUAAGUGCUUCAUAAUAUAGACAUGCUAUAAUUGAUUAAACCAGUUCCUUAAUCA
Molecule: messenger RNA, 3377 nt
Organism: Odocoileus virginianus texanus
Lineage: Eukaryota; Metazoa; Chordata; Mammalia; Artiodactyla; Cervidae
Gene: PLIN1
Product: perilipin 1
Biological process (GO): lipid metabolic process
Cellular component (GO): lipid droplet
Source: RefSeq, a predicted model, not a curated record